GCCAAGCGUCCAAUCAGCGUGAAGAGCUGAAAAAUGCGUCAUCUUUAGAUGCCGGAAAAAGAGUCGCGUGCGGUGAAUGUCCUGAGUGGUGAGAACACGGAGCAAAUGUAGGCUAGUUAACCGAUCACAAGUGCUUUUGAACAUAAACCGAUCCCAUUUUUGGAUGUAGUUACCGCCGGGUUCUGGUAUUUAAAGACAGCCGAUGUGUUUAGUAUGAACAGCGUCCACGUGAGGCUACUUACGCUGCUGGUUGUCAAAGGCAGAGCUCUCUCCGCUGCUCCGAGGGUCCCACUUCGUGACACUUGUUUCCGCCGGACUCUCGCUCAGUUUGUCCGGUCAAUGGCGACGGUUAGCAACCAGUUGCCAGUAAAGAGGCCGCCGCUGGGCUCGAAGAAACCGAAGGAGCCACUGCGCAGGGUCAAAACCAAAGAGAACCGGGGUAAACGGGGAGACGUUCAUGGACCAGCGUCCGUGUACGUUCAGGUGAUCGGUGCUGGAAGCAGAGACAACGCUGCGGGAAUCUACGUGUUUUCCGACUUUAACAGGUACCUGUUCAACUGUGGCGAAGGCACUCAGAGACUCAUGCAGGAGCACAAGUUGAAAGCUUCCCGGUUGGACAACAUCUUCCUGACCCGGCUGAGCUGGGAGAAUGUGGGAGGUUUAUCAGGAAUGAUACUGACUUUAAAAGACACGGGUGUACCUGAAUGUGUCCUCUCUGGGCCUCCACAGCUGAAGAACUAUCUGCAUGCCAUCAAGUCAUUUUCUGGCCCUCUGGAGGACAUCAAGCUGUCGGUGCGUCCUUACUCCGAGGAGACGUACCAAGAUGAAACCAUGAAGGUCUAUCAGGUGCCAAUAUUUGCACAGUCCAAGGCUGAUGGAGGAAAACGCUCCCCCAGACCCGGCAGGAGCAGCCCCACCCAGAGUUAUCCAAGAAAAGACCAUUUUCACAGUAGUAGCAGAUUUGAUCCAGUUGGUGAAGCAGGAGCAGCCUUUAGAGAUCCGUCGCUGGUGGUUGCCUUUGUUUGCAAGCUUCACCCCAAGAAAGGAAACUUUUUAGUUGCUCAAGCCAAAGAGCUCGGACUGCCGGUAGGCACAGCAGCCAUCGGUCCUCUCAUCUCCAAUUUAAAAAAUGGAAAAAGUAUCAUCUAUGAAGGAAAAGAGAUCCGACCUGAGCAGGUGUGCACCCCCACUGACCCAGGGCCAGUCUUCAUUGUAGUGGAGUGUCCGUCUGAGGAGUUUGUUGAAGCUGUUUGCACCAAUCUGCAGCUCCAAAGGUACCAGGCUGAAGGGACAGAAGACUCAGUUGCACUGGUGGUCCACAUGACUCCGGAGUCUGUCCUGAAAACAAACCAGUACAAAGAGUGGAUGGAGAGGUUUCCGUCCACAACAGAACACCUGAUUCUUAAUGAAAAUGCCUGCACAGUUCAUAACAUCAGGAGUCACAAGAUCCAGACGCAGCUCAACAUGAUUCACCCAGAGAUCUUUCCACAGCUUAAAACCUAUGAGUCAGAGGAGACUCCGGCAACGCUGCAUGUCCCAAAUGUCAGAGCCGAGUGUUUGCUGAAGUUCCAACUCAGACCUGUAAUAGAGUGGCAAAGGGACGCCAUCCCCUCCUGCAACACUGAGGAGUUCCUUAAAGAAGCUUCGGAGGUGCCAAACUUUCUGGAAGAAGUGGAUAAGUGCAGGAAGGUUUGCUCGGCUGAAGCUGCAGAACGUUCUGGUCCAAAGGAAAGCUACCCAGAGGUGGUGUUUCUGGGAACGGGAUCAGCUCUGCCCAUGAAGAUCAGAAACGUUAGCGGCACUUUGGUUAACAUCAGUCCGAGUCAGUCGGUGCUGUUGGACUGUGGAGAGGGAACCUUUGGACAGCUCUGCAGACACUAUGGGAACGAUGUAGAAGAAGCUCUGUCUAAAAUCUCAGCGGUGUUCAUCUCACACCUGCAUGCUGACCAUCACACGGGGUUGUUAAAGCUGCUGUAUCAGAGGCAACGAGCGCUGACCAGUUUAGGUAAAGCUUUCAGCCCCGUUUCCCUGGUGGCUCCGGUCCAGAUCAUGACCUGGCUCGGGCAGUAUCACGACCACUGUGAGGAGAUCCUCGGUCACUUCAACCUCAUCCCAAACAGAAGUUUGUGUGAUGAUGCUGAGGAGCAAAACCCCAAGACCAGCUCCUUCAUCCAAGAAAUGCUGAAGAAGAGUGAUCUGCAGAAGUUCCGAACAUGCUUGGUGCGUCACUGUAAGAACGCCUUCGCCUGCAGCAUCACACACCAAUCAGGCUGGAAGCUGGCCUUUUCGGGGGACACCAUGCCCUGCGAUGCUUUCGUGAACAUCGGAAAGAACUCGACUUUGCUGAUCCACGAGGCCACGCUGGAGGAUGAGCUGGAGGAGGAAGCUUUGGAGAAGAGACACAGCACAACUUCUCAGGCCAUUGGCAUCGGCAUGAAGAUGAACGCCGACUUCAUCAUGUUGAAUCAUUUCAGCCAACGUUACGCUAAAGUCCCUCUCUUCAGUGAAGACUUCAACGACAGAGUGGGCAUAUCCUUUGACCACAUGAAGGUUCGCUUCAGAGACUUUAAAAUGAUCCCCAAACUCUUUCCUGCACUGAAGAGCCUCUUUGCUGAGGUGCUGGAGGAGAUGGAGGAGAGAAAGGAGAAGAGGGAGCUGAGAAAUCCAAGAGGAGGCUUCACUGAGCUGGGCAGUGAUCAGACCCCAGCUGCUGGUUCUGAGCGAGGUUUCAAGAGAGACCAGGAGGAGGCAGCGACGCACAACGUCAACAUGAAGAGGCGGAAAACCAGCUGAUUCCACAGGAAGUUGUCAAGAUCAGUUCAGAGACUUUCAGCAUUCUUAGUUAUUUUAUUUAAAUCAAGCACUGGUUUUUAUUUUGGCUUGUUUGGUUUGAAAGAAGAGUUUUUCUUAAGUGCAAAAAAAAAAGAUUAUGGUUUUUCUUCUUGAUUAAACAGACUAAAGCAACAUCACACUGUGCUGUAUAAACAUGAUUCACAUAAACUCGUUAAGCAUCAUUUUAAAUAUCUGUAGGAAUCUGAUUUAAACAGAAAUCUACUUGGAUAAAACUAAGUGAUGCUGUUUGACAUGUGAAGCCUCUACUUCCUGUUGGUGGUCGCGAUCGACUAAAGCAGCUACAACAAACCAAUAGCGUUCAGCCAUAUUGAAGACUAAAGAUAAAGUGGAAAACAGUUGUUGGGAAUAUGAAGUGGAGAUGGACACAAAUUUCAACCUCUCCUUUACUAACAGUCUGCUACACUUUUUAAAAUUAAACUUUUUAAAAUGUG
This is a messenger RNA of Nothobranchius furzeri (turquoise killifish), 3284 nucleotides long. It is a transcript of the gene elac2, whose product is annotated as elaC ribonuclease Z 2. Gene Ontology annotation, cellular component: mitochondrion. Gene Ontology annotation, biological process: mitochondrial tRNA 3'-end processing. Gene Ontology annotation, molecular function: 3'-tRNA processing endoribonuclease activity. NCBI's taxonomy places the organism in Eukaryota, Metazoa, Chordata, Actinopteri, Cyprinodontiformes, Nothobranchiidae. The record is from RefSeq and is a predicted model, not a curated record.